AUGCCUACUGGUGAAGCGUUCGACUUGUACAGCAACCCCAACGCCAUGGCUCCUACGAGCAGGAAGAAAGUGAGUAGGUGGCACCCUAGGGAAAGCAGUAGCGACCCUUCCAAGAAAAAGGCCCAGGCUGAUAAUCCUCCUGCACCAACACCAUCCAGAGACAUGACUCCUCCUCCAGCUCCCGUCGACCUAACUCCUCCAGCUCCUCGCAACCCAAUUCCUUCUGCUCAGUCAGGAAAGACUCAAGUCGAGGCUAUCAUGAACAUAGCUUACAACUCGGCCACCGACAGGCUGAAGAAACUGUCGAGACGUCAGCAUAGCCUAGAAGCCUUCAGCAACGCCUCUACCAUGAAGGGGGUUUUGACCAUGAGUACUAGUUUUCGUCACUCGGAGGAGAUGGUUGCCGAGCAUUUUGAAGAGAUUAAGACGGUCGAGGAAAGACUCACCGAACAGCUCAAGGUGGUCGAGGCCAAACAUGCUGAGCAGCUAAGAGCGGCUGACGAAAAAAUUGCUAAGUUGGGCGAGGAGCUGAAGCAGCACCAAGAGACUUUGGUCAAAGUUACUGAAGCCGAAGAAAAGUACAAGGAGGCUUCGGUGCUGAACUUCAAAGAGGCUUCCAAGCUCCAGGAUGACUUGGUGAUUAGCAGGAAGGAGACUACUGAGCAAGAAGAGCGUGUCAAACAGCUCAAGAAAACCAAUGCUCGCGACCUAGAAAGGUUCAAAGGAGCGGCGUUCAACUGCUUUUAUAUGUUAUGGAAAAGCAACCCCGAGGCGAAGUUUGAUUAUUUUCCAGAACAUAUGAAGCAGGCUAAGCUGGCCAAGUGCAUUACUCGCCUGGAGGAAGAGGAGAAAACUCAGGGAUCUCUUGAGAUCUCUUUGGCGACAGGUAUUGAAGGCAUCGAAGAGGAUGCUAAGACCACAGUCGACCAGCAACCCCAGCAAGAUCCUCCAGCUGCUCCUGCCACUCAAUAA
Humulus lupulus (European hop) is the source of this 972-nucleotide messenger RNA. RefSeq lists its product as uncharacterized. NCBI's taxonomy places the organism in Eukaryota, Viridiplantae, Streptophyta, Magnoliopsida, Rosales, Cannabaceae. Bases 1 to 972 code for a protein of 323 amino acids. The transcript has 2 exons. The record is from RefSeq and is a predicted model, not a curated record.